AGUUUUUGUGUGCAGUUUAUCUCCUACUUCCUUGCAACGGGAGCAGCAGCAAGUUUUGGGAUGACACAUGAUUUGAAGCAACUUCAAAACGGUGACGACACACUGAACAAAUUUCUGGGCAUUGCAAAUGCUGCGGCCAGCCUUUGCCUUUUGGGAUUCAUUUUCGCUGCUGUUUCCUCAGUUUUCUCAUCUUAUGCUCUUCCCAAGAGAGCUUGAUUUUAAAAAAAAAA
Messenger RNA from Nicotiana tabacum (common tobacco), 230 nucleotides. The record is from RefSeq and is a predicted model, not a curated record. NCBI's taxonomy places the organism in Eukaryota, Viridiplantae, Streptophyta, Magnoliopsida, Solanales, Solanaceae.